This is a messenger RNA of Nymphalis io (European peacock), 6779 nucleotides long. RefSeq lists its product as uncharacterized. Lineage: Eukaryota; Metazoa; Arthropoda; Insecta; Lepidoptera; Nymphalidae. Bases 388 to 4512 code for a protein of 1374 amino acids. The record is from RefSeq and is a predicted model, not a curated record. The transcript has 13 exons.
CAAACGGCGGAUGUGCUUAUGUAAUACUGUUAUGUUGUCUUGCAUCGAUUAUUCCGACUAAAAGAUCGAUUGCGGAUUAAUAAUUAAAUGAGAAAUUAUGACUCAAAUUAUCAAUUGUUAUAUUAAGUUAUUCCUUAGUUAAGUGUUACUAAAUAACAAAAGCUUAUCGAUUGUACGUCUUCUUAGAUAUGGGACGCUCAGUGUGUCUAGGUCAAUAGGUAUUUUGGGAUGACCUAAAGUGCAAGUUUAAUGUUUUGUGCGUUCAUUUGUUUUGAUUCGUAGUCUGUGACGUAAUUAUAUUAGUGUUUAUUAGGAAGCUAGAUUUGUGAGUAGGCGGUGUUUAGUGUUGUGGUGUUUCUGGAUAUUGAUAGCAGUUUUCGCAACAACAUGUUUGGGGUAUUGAUGAAGAAAUGGAAACCUAAAAGAAUAUCUAACAAUGAAAGAAAUGAGAGCCCUGGCACCGACGGCAGUGUUUCACCAGAACCACCUGACCGACCUCCCGGAAAGGUCCGUCAGGUCCAUCCGGAACAGAAAACACAAGUAUUAGCUUACGAUUCCUCUUAUCGCAAGAAAAACAAGCCAAAGUCGCUCCCUCUGGAAGAUAACCAAAUGUACAAUCACUUAGCGAACUCAAAUGUCGCUAUGUCGCCGAUGUAUCCAUUAACACCUAACAUUUGCGUUGAAGGAGGGAAGAUUGAGUUCAUAAAAUCGCCACCGGGUAGCGCUAGGAAUAGUUUGGCACUAGCGUCUCCGCCUCAAACGCCGUUACUAGCGCGACGCGGAUCGCGGGAAAAACGCGAACGAGCAUGUAGUGACGAACCGGAGAAGUUCGACGGCGACAAGGAACUUCUUGAAAAACGUAUAAAACAGUUAGAGGAUCAAUUGGAAGAGGAAAAACGACGAACACAACGCGAGCGUAUGGCUGUUACGAAGUUGCAGAACAAACUUAUAAAGCGCGAGGGUGCGGCGCGCAACGAUGCGGAGCGCGAGAGGCGCGCGCGCGGCGAUUGGGAGGCGCGGGCGCGCGCCGCCGAAGCUGAUGCAUCGCGGCUCGCAGGCAAGCUGCAUGCAGCACAGCGAGAGAUUGCCAGGAUGGAGGACACGGUGCGCUCGUUGUUACAAUACAAAAGCCGCGUGGAAACUUUGAAGCAGGAGAAAGCUUCCUUAUCCUCCGCGCUGGAGGCCUCAGCAGCGCACUACCAAAGCCAACUGUCGGCGUUGUCGGCGGAAAACGAAAGGCUACGCAACGAGCUAACAGCAUUGUCGACAGAAGUACAUGACAGUGACCACGAGAAGAGACUGGAUGAUGUCGCGCAGCAAGUUGUACGAGCCCUUCUCUCACAGAAGAGCGUACGGGAGGAGUUGGGCUGCGCACGCGCAAGGAUACGCGAGCUAGAGACCCAGAACCGCGCGCUGAGUUCACUCCUUGUGAGGCAGCUGCGGCCGCAGCCUCGCCCAUCACCAGCUACGCCACACACCCCCCUCACCCCACAUACGCCGAGGGAUAUACAAGGUAUACAUCUUGUAGACGUGGGAUCCUGUGGUUCGCUGGUCUCCUUUAGAGACUCGCCACCACCAGCGCCGCCGGUGCCGCAGCCUCAUCCUCUCAGCCACGACGAUAAGCGCCGCCAUCAAAUUUUAGCCGACAUCUGGACUGAGCUAAAAGGUCUGGAAGUAACACCGGCUAACCUAGCACGAGCACUCUCUGCCGUGGACCCAACAUUGUGGGCGCCGCCAACGCGCCCCGUCACCCUCAGCCUCAGCGUGCCUCAACCCGCGGUCGCCUGCGACCACGCCACUGGUGCAACAAGAGAAAAGGGAAUAGAAGAAGAAAACGGAGAGGCUGGAGCGGAAUCACCAGAGAGUGGCGCAAAGGACGAAGGUUACUCAACUAUGUCAAGUGACGUUCAAGCAGAUGCGUCGAGGCAGAGCGACCAUGCGGCUGACCGAGCUCUGCCCGACCUGAACGAAGCCUCGGACGAAACCGACAACCAAACCAUCGUCUCCAUUAACCCUAGAGAAUCUCGUCGUCAUGCUAGAAUACUAGCUGAAGCUGACUAUAUUUAUUUCCCAAUAGGUGUAGCAUUCGCAGGUAUUAGAGGCAGCUACCCACCAUCUAGACCAGUAUUACCUUUUCAGCAUGUUGUGAGAAGCUUUUCAGACUCCCACUUAUGCUUGAAAUUACUAACGGGCACUACCUGUCCCACUAGCUGUCUUGAUACCCCUUCGCCUAGUUCGGGGGUACUAGUUUUAGAUCUGAAACCGGCGCCGGAAAGGCCUUUAAGAAGACAGGCGAUAGCUUCUACUACUAGUUCUGAAAGAAUUUCAUGGGGUAGUACACUUGAUGAUCGCGCGGAUGGAUCUCAGUAUGAUGCUGAUUAUGUCCAGCAUUGGUUAGAAUUAGAUGAUGCAAGAUCGGCUUUGCAGCAAAGGCAUAGAGAUCUAGCUGACCUAGAAUACGAUAGAGCCGAAUUAGAAGAUUGGAGUUUGUCCUUAUCGUGUGAGGACCUUGGGGAUAGGCAAUCACCUUUUGCGGAAAUAACUACACCAGGUCAAAUAUCUCUAUCAACUCUUCCAAGUAUAAGGGAAGAUGAUGCGCUAGAAUUAGAAGAAGAUGUAGGCGAUUGUUUAUGGAAUGACUGUGGAUUUGCAACGGUUGAACUUGAUGAAUGUAGAAUAGCUGACGACACGGAAAAUUCUGAGAAGAGAUGGGAGUAUACAGGUACACAUUCCCCUGGUGGUUCUUGGUCAAGCGCAUCUGAUGGCCCUGAUAAGCGUUCGAGUACUGCUUUAAGUGAGGAUGGUGAUUGUGCUAAUGUAGGCCUUGAUUUCACGCGAGAUUUUUAUCGCCUUGUAAAAUACGAAAGCACAAAAAGCUUAGCAUCAAAUUCUUCAAAAGGUGUUACAACUGCAGAUCCGGCGAAUCAUUUGCGAAUUAAUGAUGUUCAAACAAUGGCUUUGCAAGACCGUGAACAAGCGCUUCAAAAUGUUUUAAACUUUAUAGCGGAACAGCAAAAAUAUUGCCGAGAUAGAGAGGAGUCCGAUUCAAUGUCAUCCCGUCCUGUAUCAGAAAUACGUGAAUUGCCUCCUCCUUAUGCCGCAGCUGAUUUCGAUGAAGAUUCCGUUGAUCCACGAAGCGAAGUAUCUGAAGAUAGGCAAAGACCAGAUUCGUUUGGCAGCUUUUCUGAAAAUGACUCUUGUGAUGUUGUUCCGAUCGACAGAACAAUUGUCACAUAUUGUGAUAGUGUAUCCGAGCCAAGAUCAACUCUUAGAUUUAUUGAACGUGAAGAUCCUUAUACAGAAUCCGAAGACUUCUACGAUUUAUCCAGAGUUGAAAACGCAGAGAACGAAAUAGAUGAUCACCACCUAUUAAAAGUUCAAAGAAAGAAUGAAAUAAAUAAGAUUAUAGAUAUUAACAACACUACAGAUUUAGAUCAGCCAAAUUCAAUAAAAGAUGAAAAAUCAUGUGAUAUUGAAUCUAGUCGAAAUUUAGAGCAAAACUCUGCAUUAAAAGAAAACACGAUGAACAUUAUGUUAAAUAAACAAACGUCAAUUGAAAGGGAGAUAGAACCUAGUUUGGUGAAAUCAACAAGUUUUCAGUGUACUGGUGAAAAUGAAGUAUCCCUUGUCGAUGAAGUUCUAAAUGCUUGUAGACGUACAUCAGGUGUGUUAGGUACCGUCCCUGAAGAAGAGGAGAGCUCAUCACCUGAAAUUAGUUCUCCCCAAAUGACUGAAUCAAAUACUACAAGUACAUCAACUGCUGAAACUGUGAUAAUAAGUAAUAAGAAUGAGGGAAGUCAUAGGGAAAUAAGGCGCAGAUGUGAGAAAAGCCGAAUACCUACACUGAUGGGAGGUAAAAGACCACCUUCCUCGCCUCAAAGGGUACGAUCUAAAAUUCCUGUAGCUGAAAGAAGUCGAGCAGGAUGUGCUCAAUCGACUUCAACUCCUGAGCCGAUAAUCGUAAAACAAGAAAAUACACUAAGUUUUCACGAAGCUGCCACUUCCAAGGAUGUCAUUGAAGAGCUUAACAGAAUGAUUCGACAAAGUGAAGGUGCAACUGCAGCGACCGAAAUCAAAGGUGACGAGAAGCAGGAAAAAUCUUACGCACACAAGGACAACGCUUUAUGGGCCCCUACUGGAUGGGUCCACGUUGAAAAGGAUAUAGACUUCAGUGAUCCAAAGGCUCGCGCGAACCUGCUGGACGUGAUGCUGGCGUCCAGCGACUCGUCCCCAUCCUCGUGCGGCUCGUCGCCCGCGGAGCCGCCGCCGCCUUAUUCUCGUCUACAUCGCUUGCAUCGCUCCCGCCGACAGAAGACCGCGGCGGCACUGCGCGUGCGCGGGCUGGGCGCGCUGCGCCAGGCGCGCCACCGCCGCCCCUCCAUCCUGGGCCGCGAGGGCUUCUUCGUGCGCUACGCCGAGCCCGAGCGCGCCGCCGUCGCCACCUUCGACUUCCUCGAUGACCUCUCCGCCGGAUCCGGAUCCUCCCCCGACGCCAAAGACUGUCUCGAAUAGAUGACUCGCGCCGCGAUAUAUAUUUUUCUACGUCGCUCGCUUGUGAUAUUCCCGUUCGUACGGCGACUCGUAGUUCGCUUAGUGAUGUGACGUGAGCCAAAUAGUUACUAGUGUAGCGCGCCCGCCAGGCUGCAGCUUUAGUGUCCGCCCUAUCGAUUUAGAUUUAGGUGUAGUCGUGUUACGAUUUUAUUAUUGACGAGCACCUAGUCUUUGUGUUCUUCUUAGAUGGUAGCGAGAAGGACAGACGCGAUGAGGCGCUGACGUGUUUAGUUUUGAGUUGGCGCUCGGUUUGAUUUGUUUAUCGGAAAGUCGAUUCUGAUCGAAUGUAAAAUUAUUUUUCUGGUUUAGUAAGCUGGACGCUUGAUUGUAAGGCGUACAGAUGAACAUCCUUUGCGCUUGAAUGGUUGCUUUGGAUAAAAGAAAACAGCUCUAUACCUUAUUAACAGUUGAUUACUUCCUGCGAUGUCUAGCUAACGCUUCGAACCAAAAACUAUGAAUUAGGCAAGAAGACGUAAUAAGUAAUGACUAAGUAAAGAAAGCUGCGGCCUCGAAGUAAUGUGAUAUUUUUGUAUAUACUGUAAGUCCCACUUAUUUUCGUAUACAUUUAAAUGGAUUCCUUUCAAAACGAACGAAGUGUUAAUGUUGGAAUAAGAGUGAAGUUAUGUUCUCUGAGCCCGGUCCGGACCGGUCUUCACUUAGAUUUAAGAGCUGAUUUAAAAAAAAAACAAAAUCGCAAUUAUUCACGGCCGACCGGGUCUUUAAUAUAAGGUACUUAUGUAAAUAUCGGCGAUGAUUAUAAUUUACGUAUCGAGUUAGUUAUUAAAAACUUAAUUAUAAAGAAUAGUCAUUCUAUAACAAUCGAAUAAUCUUUAAUAAUCCAUUAAAUCGAAGGGUACUAAAGUAUUUUAAGUGUGUAUAUAUAUGUUAUGACGUCAUUGAAUGCUAUUUAUUGAGUUGUAUCUUUUGCGAUUAAUAGAUUAUUUGUGUAUACUUAGGUACAUAUCAUGAAUCUGUAUUAUUUGAUAAUAACUCGAAUGGAAAGUUCACAAGUAUCGAAUGAUUUAGAAAUAAAUAAGAAAAAAAUUGUGUACGAUUCAAUCUCAUUUUAUUCCAGUACAAAAAUGUCGAUAUAUCAGUAUUGGCUUUUGUUUAAUUUUUAUUAUAAUCUUUUCCGUAAGAAAAUUAUUUAUCAAUUGCGACAAAUUAGUCGAUACUUGUAACUAAUUUUUGCUAUAUUGUAUUUUCAUUAAAUAUGGUUAUGAACCGUUUGAAUUUUGUAGGUAUUUGCGGCUUUUAUUAUUAAUUGUAGUUAUUCUAAUGGAACCAAAGCGAUUUUUCACAGAAUUACAGAAUUUGCCACCACUUGUUACGCUGCGACACUAAUUUCCUUGACCAAUAUUAUUUUAACCAGCUUUGUUUUUAUAGUAAAUAUUGAAGACAAUAAGGAAGAUUUAUACCUAUUAUUAUUAAUAAAUAUAAACGAAUAACGACUCGAUCGAUAUCUAAAAUAUGAACUUAUUAGUAUUUAUAUUAUAGUAUGAUGUAAUUGGAAUAUAUUGUACACCCUUAGUAGAGUUCGGAUACACGCCAUAGAUUUACGUAAGAAUAGUUUUUUUUUAAUUCAUUUUCACUUUUUAAUUUUUCAAUGCCAAAGGUUUAUAUUGAGAUGGUUAUUACGUAGAUGUCUAUUUUGUUAAUAAUAAAAUUACAAUUGUAUUAAUUUUCUAUUAACGAUUUUUGUAAAGUUUUCGAUUGUGAAAACUUUUGCGUGUAUUCGAAUUCCGUAUAAGUUUUAUGAAUUAUGAGUGUAAACACAGCAAUAUUUUAUUUAAAGUAAAUCUCUUGGAUCCUAAGCAUGAACAUUAUUUAAUGUAAAACUGUUCCUAUGGAAAAUAUUUCAUCCUCGGUCAGUUUAGGUAUUUUAUUAAACAUGGCUAGUAUAAUUGGCAUGAUGUUAUUUAUGAUAAAUUAUACCUAAUCUAUAUAUACUUAAAACAUUGUAUUCAUUAUAAUUGUAGGAUCCAGAAAGUACUGUGAUUUGUAACUACCACUGAAAAUUGGAGCACAAUCGGUUAAAAAAAAUAAAAUUAAAAAAAUUAAAGAUGUAUUCCAAUAUUGGGUGCAUUCGUUAGUUCGUUCUAACAUAAGACAUAGAAAUAUUUGAGAUAGGUAGGUACUUUGAACAGUACAAAAACGUAGAGUAACAGUAUAAUUUUAAUUGUCUACUAUUGCAGAUGGGUUGAAUAAACGAUUCCGUUCCCAAAUGA